CACUUUCUUGUUUCUCCCCAGCGCUACAAUGGAGUUAAUGUCGGUACGAUUAGUGCAAGCGCGCACACUUGUUGAGGAGGUCUUACAUUAAAUCUUGGAAGCCAAAAAUGUCAUAACACAAGCCCACCGGUUGGGUUGGUGUAGUAAAUCGGAGGCCCACCGACAACCCUGUGAAAGAAAGGCCUUGCUUCUUUCCUGACAUAUUUUCGUGGCGCCCAUCAUAACUUAAACCAAUUAUCUAGCGUUAUUAGACUAUUAAUUAUGCAAUAUGGCCGACACAGGAGCUGAAGCGGCCAAGGAUGGUAAACUUGCGAGCUUCAAGGACUUCACGGUCACGGAGGUGCUUUUUGAGGACACAAUGACCAAGUUCAUUGCGUUGCUGGGCAGGUUCCAAGGACGUGAGGACCCUGCCGUACUUCUGCUGUCACGCAAGCCCUUCGACAAGACGGACUUGAGUGGACUUGUGGGUCAGGGGCUGGCUCUGCAGCGGGACUUUGUAAAUGACAUUUACUCCAAGUAUGUUGGCCAGCCGCCGGCCGAGCACACCACCAUCACCGUGGACCUCAUAUACCCGGCCACCGACAAGCAUAUCCAGAAGUACCGCCAACAGCUGCGCUACAUGGUGCGGGAGACGCCGGAGGUGUACGAGCGCAUCGUCCUGCCGUACAUCCAGAGCAUCCCGCCUGCCCGCCUUCAGUGGGUGUACAACGUUUUGGAAAAGAAGAAGGAGGUGGAGCGGCUGAUCUUUGAGGACCCCGACCCGCAGCUGGGCUUUAUGUUGCAUCCCGACAUGAAGUGGGACCAGAAGCAGGUCGACCAGCUGUAUUGCCUAGCGAUCGUACACCGUCGGGAUGUGCCCUGCCUGCGCUCGCUGGACAUAUCCCACCUGCCGCUGCUGGAGAACAUUCGUGACAGGGGUAGCAAGGCGAUCUGGGACAAGUACGGCGUGCCGCAGAACAGCCUGCGUAUCUUCGUACACUACCACCCGUCGUACUGGCACUUUCACGUGCACUUCAUCCAUGCUGCCAUGACUGCCCCGGGUGCCUCGGCGGGCAAGGCGAUCUUGCUAGAUGACGUCAUCGACAACUUGAAGACUUUCGGUGGCGACUACUGGCGCAAGCGCACGCUUACCUACCAGUUGGGCGAGGCCGACGACCUGUGGCGGCUGCUUGCGGGCGCCGACACAGAUAUUUAGACCGCUAUUAUCCUAUCCAGCUGACUCAGUCAGAGCUAUAGUUGUUUUUUUUGAAGGUAAUAGCUACAGCGGAAUGCGCAAUUUGCAGAUUGCUUAGGUUUAGCUGGCUAAGCGCGGGGAGCUAUAGCUCGAGGUAGGUGGCAAGCACGUUAGCUAUAUACCUUUUGGGCUCCGCGCUAUAACAUAGGUGGCUGGCUCUGCUGCAAACGGAAACGGCUUGGGUAAGCCGGGCGCUGUUUUCAGGUGGGGAACUCAAACGUCGUGGCCGGCGGCCACGCGAAACGCGAAAAGUUUAUCUCGGGUAGAUCGGUAAUAGAGGGCAUGAAACGCGGCAGCCGGUAUAGCGACGGCGGGCGUUUGUUGUGUUUCAGCUUUAGCAGUCGAUCAAUGUUUCGAGCAUAAAUAAAUCCAGCUAAUAAUACGGAAUGUGUAAAGUUCCAGG
Volvox carteri f. nagariensis is the source of this 1637-nucleotide messenger RNA. RefSeq lists its product as uncharacterized. Gene Ontology annotation, molecular function: RNA 7-methylguanosine cap binding; hydrolase activity. The transcript is spliced from 10 exons. Gene Ontology annotation, biological process: deadenylation-dependent decapping of nuclear-transcribed mRNA. The record is from RefSeq and is a predicted model, not a curated record. Gene Ontology annotation, cellular component: P-body; nucleus. NCBI's taxonomy places the organism in Eukaryota, Viridiplantae, Chlorophyta, Chlorophyceae, Chlamydomonadales, Volvocaceae. Bases 269 to 1195 code for a protein of 308 amino acids.